AUGUCGGCAUUUUCUUGCGCCCCAGCGACGUUUGGGAACGUUUCACUGUUUGGGGCAGAGAUUCUAUCUUUGCAGACAAGUUUUGUCACCAAUUACACCAUCUCUGUCCCUGCUUCUGUUCGUUUCACCCAGCCGUCAGUCGAAGUGCAGAACGCGAGCUUCUGCAACAUCACAGUAACCUACACCCACCCGGGCCAAGACGACGUGGUCAAUUUCGAGGCUUGGCUUCCCGCAGAGGGAUGGAACGGGCGUCUUCAGGCUGUCGGAGGCGGCGGUUGGGUUGCAGGCCGCAGUGAACCCUUUUACAGCGCCAUGGGUGGAGCAAUAGCUGAUGGCUAUGCGACGAUCACGACUGACGCUGGGUUGGGGAACUCUUUGGACGCGAGUUCUUGGGCACUUCUCAGUCCCGGAAACGUUAACCUCUACAAUCUGCAGAACCUUGCGUCUGUGUCACUCGAUGACGGCGCAAUCAUUGGAAAGUUUCUCAUCAAGUCCUACUACGGUCAUGGGCCAGAUUACUCCUACUGGAAUGGCUGCUCUCAGGGGGGGCGUCAAGGAUUCAUGCUGGCACAGCGCUAUCCAACGCAGUACGAUGGCAUUGCUGCCGGUGCUCCAGGGAUCCAAUGGACCGAUUUCUUCCCUAGCAUGCUCUGGCCUCAGCAGUACAUGAAUAUGAUCGGGGAGUACCCCCAUGCAUGUGAACUCACGACGAUCACGGCGGCGGCAGUGUCUGCUUGUGAUGGACUAGACGGUGUCAAAGACGGAAUCAUUGGUGACGUCGACGCCUGUCUUGAUACCUUCAAUCCUUUCGAUAUGGUUGGUCGAGCAAUCAACUGCUCCGAGGCGCCUGAAGUUAGUCAUGCAGCAGCAGCUGUAGCCAACGCUACGUGGCAGGGGAUGCGCAACUCCCAAGGCGUACAGCUGUGGCCGGGACUGAGCCCCGGUACUGACCUGACUGUCGGCGUCGCAGCUACAAACUGUUCCACAGGGUCCUGCAGAGGUGUGCCUUUGUCUAUCGCUACGCAAUGGCUUUCGCUGUUUGUCGCAAGAGAUCCAGAUUUUGAUAUUUCCAACCUCAGUCAUUAUGAGUUUGAUUGGCUGGCACACCGAGGGCGGCAGAAGUACAACUCGAUCAUUGGCACCGAUGACCCUGAUCUUUCUGCUUUCCGUGAUGCCGGAGGUGGACGAGCUUCUCCCCCCAAAGGGGAGUAG
This is a messenger RNA of Colletotrichum fioriniae, 1212 nucleotides long. Lineage: Eukaryota; Fungi; Ascomycota; Sordariomycetes; Glomerellales; Glomerellaceae. The record is from RefSeq and is a predicted model, not a curated record.